GAGAACGAGGAAAUGGGCGGGGUCAUGCCGGGUAGCGUUCGGCUGGUUUACCGUAUAUCCUCAUCACUUCCGGUACACACCGUAAUCACCUGUGACGGCGCGACACUGUGCGGCGCUGUACCAGCUUGCACGGUACAGCCGCGAGGUAUGUGGCUAACAGAGGUGUCAGUGCGCACAGAUCCAGGUUACUGGGAGACUCAUUACAAUGGAAAGUGCUGCAGUCUUGUUAGAGUCCAAGUCUCUGCCUGUCCAUCUCCUGAAUGAAAUGUACCAGCUACGGCUACUUGGCCAGUUAUGUGACGUGACUGUUCGGGUGGAGCAUCAGGGGAACAGAGAAGAGUUUACUGCCCACAAGUCUGUCCUGGCUGCUUCCAGCAAGUACUUCAAAGAGGUGUUCAUCAGUGACCACCCCUUGGGUGCCACCACCACCUCUGUAUUUUUGAGUGAAGUGGCGGCUGUGGACUUUGCCUCAUUCCUGGAGUUUGUCUACACAGCCAAAGUAGAAGUGGAAGAAGACCGAGUACAAAGGAUGAUUGACAUAGCGGACAAACUCAAAUGUGUCAAUCUGGCCGAAACCUGCAUACAACAUAAGAAGCAGAUGCUGGAGGAAUCCGUGUGGUUGGACCUGCAAAAUAUUACAGAAUCCCAGGAGGCUGAAGAAGACAUCCAUGAACUGCAGAUAAACUCUAUAGUGGAGAUCCAGUCACCCGCAGAAGAAAUUCCAAAUGCAAGUAAUGCCACCAACCUUCCCAGUUCACCAGACAGAAAAACUGUUGUGGAGUCAUGCGAAGAACCCUCGACAGCUAUAGUUUUGGAAGAGUAUGUCGAAAAAAAGAAAGAUCCCUUGAAGCUUUCAAACUCAAAGUCCAGGAGAGCCAGUGGCCGCCUCGCUGGGAGAAAAGCGGUUGUGGAGAUCCCUAAGAAGAAGUACACCAGGAGACUGCGGGAGCAACAGGAUAUUGAAGAGGUCAACUCCUUGCUGAAUGGCAUUGGAAAGGAACAGAGCCUGUGUAACGACGAGCUGAUGGAUGAGCAGACGGAGGACAGUAUAAAGGCCGAAGAUGAUGAAGACAGUCCCGGGGAACUGGAGGAAAGUGAAAAAAAGCCUAUUGAAGAUAAUAAAUGCAGUGAGGUGGUCUCGUGCCCUGUCUGUGGGGAAAACUUUGAAGAUGAAAAAAGUUACCUGAGACACUCUAAGCAGAACCACGGGGGCUCAGAGGAAAUCUACCAGUGUGAGAUCUGCAAUCAGACGUUUGCUAAUAGAUGCAACCUGAAAAGCCACCAGCGCCACGUGCACAGCAACGAGCGGCAGUUUCCUUGUGAGCUCUGCGGCAAAAAGUUUAAAAGGAAAAAAGACAUUAAGAGGCACAUUCUGCAAGUGCACGAGGGCGGUGGGGAGAGGCACUACUGCCAGCAGUGCGGGAAGGGGCUGAGCUCCAAAACCGCAUUGAGGAUUCACGAAAGAACACACACCGGGGACAAGCCCUUUGGAUGUUCGCAGUGUGAGGCCAAGUUUUCCCAGACUUCUGCACUUAAAACGCAUAUGAGAAUUCACACUGGAGAGAAACCAUUUGUCUGUGAAGAGUGUGGAGCAAAGUUUACACAGAACCACAUGCUUAUAUACCAUAAGCGGUGUCACACAGGAGAGCGACCGUUCAUGUGUGAAACCUGCGGGAAAAGCUUUGCCUCCAAAGAAUAUCUAAAGCAUCACAACCGCAUACACACAGGCGCCAAACCGUUUAAAUGUGACAUCUGCUUCAGGACGUUUGCCCAGAGGAAUUCUCUUUACCAACACAUUAAAGUUCACACUGGAGAACGGCCCUAUUGUUGUAAUCAGUGUGGAAAGCAAUUCACUCAGCUGAACGCACUGCAGCGGCACAAUCGCAUCCAUACCGGAGAGAAACCUUUCAUGUGCAUUGCGUGUCAGCGGACAUUCACUGACAAGUCCACGCUCCGCAGACACACCACGAUCCAUGACAAAAAUACGCCAUGGAAGUCAUUCCUUGUUGUCCUGGAUCCGAAAGCUGAAGACGGGGACAAGUCGGAGCUUACCGAAGACGAUGGUGAGGAUUCACCGAAACCUGAAGAAAAGCUGGCGUACUCGGAGAACAGCCACUAUCAGAAUCUGACAGUCGUGCCAGGAACUGUAGACUUACUGCAUGAAAACACCACUACCUCUAUUUUGGGCUGCAAGGCGGACUGCACAAUUAUACCUCAGGACGUGUACAUAGCCACCACAUUGAGCCACCUGACCGUCCUCCACACGCAGACUGAAUCUAUCCAAGCAAUGGUCAGCUUAGAGUAACUCAGUGCGAAUGGAGCUGAGUCUGAAAUAGCCGUGUAGACGGACGGAUACAUGUCCAGCAAUCUUGGGGGGUGUUGUAUCAAGCCUUCUACGGAGUGGAUAAGUUGACUAUUUCAACCAACAGUCUUCUACCAGUCUUUUUACAGAAUGUACUUGACAAAUGCUAACUACAAGUUUCUUGGUUGUUAUUGGCAACUUCCCAACUCUAUAUGAGGCUUGAUACAUCUCCCCCCCUCUAAAUUUACCUCUGUUCGUAAACUUCUAUAAACAUUUUGGCAUACUGUACCGAGAAAAUGCUGCAUUAUUUUUGUAAGCGGCUGUUGUAGCGGUUUCAUUGUCUUGAAUGACGUCUUUUGACAAUAAAUUUCCAUUCCAACCUUCA
Molecule: messenger RNA, 2687 nt
Organism: Pseudophryne corroboree (corroboree frog)
Lineage: Eukaryota; Metazoa; Chordata; Amphibia; Anura; Myobatrachidae
Gene: GZF1
Product: GDNF inducible zinc finger protein 1
Exons: 6
Coding region: 206-2305 (699 amino acids)
Biological process (GO): regulation of transcription by RNA polymerase II
Cellular component (GO): nucleus
Molecular function (GO): RNA polymerase II cis-regulatory region sequence-specific DNA binding; DNA-binding transcription factor activity, RNA polymerase II-specific; protein binding
Source: RefSeq, a predicted model, not a curated record